Molecule: messenger RNA, 1698 nt
Organism: Frankliniella occidentalis (western flower thrips)
Lineage: Eukaryota; Metazoa; Arthropoda; Insecta; Thysanoptera; Thripidae
Product: U-scoloptoxin(05)-Cw1a
Exons: 4
Coding region: 177-641 (154 amino acids)
Biological process (GO): positive regulation of voltage-gated potassium channel activity; sleep; regulation of synaptic transmission, cholinergic
Source: RefSeq, a predicted model, not a curated record
CUGGGCAGCAGUUUGGAGCCCUCGCUCGCCCGCCCCAUGCCGCCACCACCCGUGCAGCCCCGCGCGCGCCUCGCCCCGUGUGAGCUCAGGACUGCCGCCAUGGGCCGCCCCGCCAGGCUCAGGCUAUCGCCCGAUUAGAGACCGCACCCAGGCGCCGACGAGGCUGGUGCUGGACCAUGGAUCCUCUUCGGCUGGUGGCCACGCUUGUCUUCCUGAUUCUCGGAUUCAGCCGAGGUGAGCGCGAUGGCCCGAGAAGAGGGACCGAGGCCAUCAACUGCUACACCUGCUCCAGCCACAACGGCUCCGAUCCCUACUGUGAGGACCCCUUCCACCCGGCGCACUCCUUCUACAGCCAAAAAUGCAUGGUCCCCAAGACGGGCCACAUCGGGGUGUUCCCGGCCAACUUCUGCAUCAAGCUCAUCGGCACGAACGUGAACACGGGGGAGCUGAUGGUGAUAAGGGCGUGCGUGCGCAAGACGAUGGACUCGCAGUGCGGCCACUUCCGCUACCAGGACCAGCUCAUGUCCGGGUGCAUCCUGACGUGCGACUACGACGGCUGCAACCCCGGCGCCCGGCCCGCCCCCUCGAUCGCCCUGAUCGCCCUCGCGCCCCUCACCCUGGCCGUGCUGCUGGGGCGCUAGUGCCGUCAGUCCACCCCCCUGCGGCGAUACCCCCCGGGCGGCGGCGGUGCUCUCUCUCCCUCCCCCAGGCUGCAAGCUAUGGACGCGCAGCGGAACCACUGCCACGGCCAACUCCACACUUUAGGAGAGAAACAAUUUCUACCCGACCCGAAACAAGUCGAAUUCGUGCGCGUGUUCACAGUGCCACUCAAGCUUCAGCGAAAGUCGUCAGUUAUUAAUGUAAUUUCCUUAUUCCCCCGAAGGUUAACGAAAGGAAUAGCCCCCUCCCUCUCAAUGAUUUCGUGCCAUCUUUUUGUCUAAAGUAUUUGUACGAUCUCGCUCUUUUUCAGCGGCCGUAAAAAUAUUUCAGAUAUACUUUUCACAUGGUCUGAAAUCGGAAGCUUUUGAACAGUGAACAAGUCAUCGAAAUUUGCAAGCUUCGAGGUCUACUCUGUGAUCAGAAUAAGGACACUAAAGGGGUGACUUUCCUUCCUUCACUCUAAAUAUUUAUGUGAUUUAUCGUCUCAAUUUGUGUCUCAAUUUAUUUUUUGUAUUGUGAUUUUCGUUGCACACCUGUAUACAGUCGUUGUUGAUUAGCGUCUUUUUAGUGUUUGUUUUUUAACUACUUACGGUGCUGUAUAUCAUAGAGACCAUACGUCAUAGAGCCCCUUUUCCAAUUUUAUAGGACUAUCCCUCUUGUUAUGGAAUAUAAAAUGUUUAUACCAGAGAAGUUAGAGAAGCAAUCUUUUAACAAUGUAGAAAGUUUUAUUUACUCUCUUACACGUAAAGAGGGUCUGUUACCCAUAGUUCUCUAUUUUAAAUUAAUUUUUUGAUUAAAGUAUCUUUUGUUGAUUCAAACUUUUGUUUUCAGCAAAUGCCAUUUAUUGCGUUCUUUUAUCUUCAGUGUGAUCCAAAUAAGUUGAUUUAAUCUCGAAAGAGACGUCGCACCACCGAAAUGACGGUGAGUUUGACCAACAUUUCGUACGCGUCGAUCACUGAUUCCAUAUCGCAACGACCAAUAAUUAUUGAAUAUACAGUGAAAGUCUUUCUAUAAUUAAUAAAUUAUUCUAGUCACGGU